Cuscuta campestris is the source of this 4224-nucleotide messenger RNA. The record is from the annotation of a GenBank genome assembly. NCBI's taxonomy places the organism in Eukaryota, Viridiplantae, Streptophyta, Magnoliopsida, Solanales, Convolvulaceae.
CAGCUGCUUCCUCUGCCUUCUUAAGAUUUAAGAAAAUGUUUCCAAAACAACUGAUGUUCCAUUCCUUUAGUUGUACUUUGAGGCUCUUCAGCUUGUUGGAAAGUCCAAGCAUUCCUCCAUGAUGAAAACCAGUGUUCCACACCUUGGUGAUCAUAUGUUGCAAACUGUGAUGGUUACCCCAAGCAUUGAUGAACCUGAAGGGCUUUGGUCCCCCUUUAUCUGUUUUGAUGCAAGAGAGGAGGAUAGGAUUGUGAUCAGAAGUAGCUUUGCUCAGAUGUUUAGCAUAGAUAUCUUCAAAAUCAUCCAUAGAGAAAUUGAUUCUGCACUUAACAUGGCUGAUCCAGAUUCAGGGUGGGUAGGGUCAGUAAAGACUGCUGUGGGGCUGAAGGGGUUACCACUGUUUUGGAAGUAUCCUUUUCGCAACCCUACACGUUCUAAACUCUUCUCCGAGCUGUUCAAAUCUGUGGACACCGAUGAUAAGCCAUCAGAUAAAUCCAGCUUCAAAGGCUGUCCUUUGGUUUCCUUCUCUAAAGAAGAAGUUGAAGCCCUCUCCAACCGUUUCAAAUUUGCUCUGAUUGGCAGAUUCCGGCGUAGACCUCCCAUUGCAGUGGUGAAAAACUUCUUGAUCAGGUUAGGCUUGAUUGGAGGUUUUACGGUUGGUGAGCUCAACUCUAACUCAAUUCUCAUCAACUUUGAGCAAGAUGAAGAUUAUCAACGUUUCUUCCUACGCAAAUCUUGGACUCUUGGAAAGGAUAUCAUGGUAGUAACCAAAUGGUCUCCCAACCUUCGUCCUGAUGAAGAUUCUCCAAUUGUGCCGGUCUGGGUGACUAUCCCGAAUCUCCCCAUUCACCUUCAUGACCAAAAAGCUUUAUUCUGCAUCACCUCCAAAUUGGGUAAACCUCUCAAGGUUGACAACGCCACACUCAACUUCUCUCGUCCUAAAGCUGCUAGAGUGUGCAUUGAGAUUGACGUGUCCAAGAACCGUCAUCAGAAGAUCCACGUCAAGCAUAUCGACGAUGACCUCUUUUUCCAGGUUCUGUACGAGGAUCCCCCUUCCUUUUGUGACUCUUGCCAAAGGCUUGGUCACAAUGCCACCAUCUGCAAGGGAGCUUCCCAGCCGGAAAUCCCAGUGGGAAACCAACCGCCGGCAGGAACCGUGCAACCACGUAAAGACAAGGGCAAGCUUAUUGAAAAUGAAUGGAUCAAUGUGCAAAGGAAGAGACGACAUGUAACACCCCAACCCGCAUUUCGGAGCGUUACACGACAGCAUAAAUCCAACGGUGAAUGGGUCCCUAAACCCACUUUCACUCAGGAUCCCCUACCAGGUAAAACCCUAGCUUUUAAGCUGGGUUUUAAUGGGUUCCUUAGUGUUGCUAAUAACAAAAUUUGGUUCCUUUGGGACACUAGUAGGUUUUCUUUGAUUGAUGUCAUUGACGCUGGGCAGAUUUCUCACUUCUCCCUGAGGGAUAUCCACAAGAGUUUUACUUUCACCAUUAGUGGUAUUUACGGGGAUCACACCACUAAGGAUAGGAAACUUCUUUGGAGUAACAUUGAAUCAUUCCAUGCCAAUGUCAAUCACCCUUGGUGCCUUGGGGGGGAUUUCAACACCAUUUCAGACUUUCUUCAUCACAAGGGUUCAAGGUUGCCUGAGCUGGAGGCUAUUACUGAUUUUAGUGACUGCAUCAGGGACAACAAGCUCCUUGAAUGUAAUUACACUGGAUCGGCUUAUACUUGGCAUGGGGUCAGAAGCAAUGGUAAUGUAUGGCGGCGUCUUGAUAGAGUUUUCUACAAUACCUUCUGGGCUGAUCAUUGGAACAUAAUCUCGAUGCAGCAUCUUGCUAAGGGUGGAAGUGAUCACUGCCCUAUUUUAUUUCUCUCCAAACCUGAUGCUAGAAACACCACCAAAUCCUUCAGAUUCCAAAAUAUGUGGUUAUUAAGAGAUGAUUUUAGGCAGAUCUGCAAGGAUAGUUGGGAGGAAAUUCCUUUUCAUGGGGAAAUGCAUAGUCUCUUCAAAAGACUUCAUCAUCUCAAAGAGAAACUUUCUUCCUGGAAUAAAACUCAUUUUGGCAACAUUUUUGACAUGAUUAAGGAGGCGGAAUCUGAUGCCACUAAAGCGGAGCAGCUGUUUGAGGCUGACCCUUCAACUGAUAACAAAAUCCUUUAUAAUCAGAAAUUGGCAGAACUUCAGGAAGCUCAUAGGAGAGAAUAUGCCUUUUGGAAGCAAAAAUGUAACCUUAAAUGGUUGAAAGAUGGAGAUGCCAACACAAAAUUCUUUCACAGCCUGGUGAAAGAAAGGCGGAGAAAACAGCAGAUUACAAGUCUCUUCAAUGAUCAAGGACAAUUAAUAGAUAAGCCAGAUGACCUGGAAGCCCUAGCAGUUACCCAUUUCACUACUCUCUUAAAUUCCUCAGAACCUUGCAGCUCUAGUGAAGUUUAUUCACAGUUUCUUAGCACCAUCCCUCAUCUUAUAAAUCACACUCAGAAUGAAUGUCUUAUAUCUCUGCCCACUGAAGAAGAAAUCAAAGUUACUGUCUGGGACAUGGAUCCUAAUUCCUCUCCUGGUCCAGAUGGUUUCAACAUCAACUUUUUCAAGCAAUGCUGGGAUAUUAUCAAAGACGAUUUAACUUCUGCUUGCCAAGAGGUCUUCCUUGGAAUUCCUCUUCCCAAGGCAGCAAGUUCAUCCAAUAUUUGCCUGCUUCCUAAAACUGAUAAUGCAAUGAGACUCAACGAUUUUAGACUAGUUUGCCUAUCUACUGUGGCCUCAACGAUUGCAUCUAAAUGCAUUGCUAAUAGGCUUGGAAAGCUCCUUCAUCUAAUUAUUUCUGAAGAACAAGGGGCUUAUGUUCCAGGAAGGGAGAUUAUGGACCAAAUUCUUAUCACUAAGGAGUUGGUACAUCACAUCAAUAGGAAAGCUCAUGGUGGAAACCUUAUCGUCACACUUGACAUGGCCAAAGCUUUUGAUAAGCUUAAAUGGUCAUACCUGAUGGACAUCCUCAAGGCUUUUGGCUUCUCUCCUCAGUUCAUCCGCAUGCUAAUGAGAGCUAAAUAUUGGAGGGAUGGUGAGAUGAAGGCCAACAUUAUUGAUUCCCCAGUCUGGAAGAGAAUCUUCAAUAUUGAUGAAUCUGCCAUUGACACUUGUUCUGUCUCUGAUGAUGGCAUGAUGCACUGGAAGCUUGAUCCUAGUGGCUCUUUCACCUUCAAAUCAGCAUAUGAAUUCUGUAGAGCAGGUUCAACCCCCAGGGCCUCUUUUAAUUACCUUUGGGAAUCCCCCCAAAACCCAAAAAUCAGCAUCUUCACUUGGAUACUUUUCCAGCACUGUAUUCCUAGUCCUGAGAAUCUACAGAAACUUGGUUUCCUCAUGCCUUCAAUGUGUCCUUUCUGUCAAAGGAAAUCUUACACUGCCAAACAUUCCCUUAUAGACUGCCAUAUGAUCAAAGGGGUUUGGCAUCAUUUCUCAGCCUGUGUCGGAAUCUUACACCAGGACUCCUCAAGUAUUAACCAACACUUCAUGAACUGGUGGCUUAGAGGAAACAAUAACAUUUAUGGUUUCCUAAGAAAGCACUUGCCUGGAAUCAUUUCUUGGCACAUUUGGAAAGCUCUUAACUCACUCCUCUAUGAGGACAUGAACAGUUUCAAUCCCUCAAAGCUUAUUGAUUCCAUUUCUAGGUAUACAAGGAACUGGCUCCAAAUGAAACUGCCUAAACAACUUAGAGUCUUUGAUGCUUGGCUUAUAGGCACAAACUUACUGCCUAAAUUCCAAUCCAAUCCUUCCAUUCGAUUGGUCAAGUGGCUAGCACCUCCUAAGGGCAGGCUCAAACUUAAUGUGGAUGCGUCUUUCACCCAUAAUCCUAAGCAGGGAGCAGCUAUUCUUAGAGAUUACCAGGGAAGAUUCGUUGGUGCUGCCUCUUUCCAAGUUACAGGUGAAUCACCCUACCAAGCUGAAGUGGAUGCUGCCAUCAAAGGAAUAACAUGGGCGCUCAAGUUUAAUAAACUCCUUGUGUUCGAGACGGAUGCUAAGGAAAUCACUAUAACGACAUUUGGACGUCUCAUACCCUUCGAGAAGGAAAUCAGCCUGCUGACUUAUUAGCUAAAGAAGACACAACCAAAGGAUGCAAUUUUCUUGAAUAUUGUAAUAUUAGUGAUUGUUCUUCUUCUGUAAAAGCCGCUCUCUUUAACGAGAUUGUAUCCUCCUUUCGAUUUCAUUAAUAAAAUUUUAAUUUAAAA